CAGUUUCUUAAAUUAGUACUUGGGCAGCACUCAGUACGAAUAAAUCCGCUAAUUAAGUUGGACGAUAACCAAAAAACUCUAGUACGAGACUUAUUCGAAAUAAUCGAUUCUAGCCUUGCAAGUGUUUGUUGAACAUUACCCCGAAAAGUGUUUAUAAUAUUGCAUAUAUCGUUAUUAAAAAUUUAUGAAUCGAAUAUAAACAAUUGCGAACUAGUGCUCUGUGCUUUCCGUGAAGACUAGUCCGAAUAGUUUCGAAGCUCGGUUUCAAAUCCAAACGGGGUUCAAAAUGAGCCCCAAACUACACGAAUUCGUGGUUGUGCUACAACGUGAUGGACAACAAACGCCAUGGGGAAUCCGGCUUGUAGGCGGCAGCGAUCUGGAUACACCGCUAAUUAUCACUAAGGUGCAAUGCGGCAGCCCAGCCUAUGGCUCUUUGCUCAGAGGUGAUAUCAUCUCCAAAAUCAAAGAGUAUGACGCCAGAGAUUUGCGGCAUGAGGACGCCCAAAUGUUGUUUAGAACAGCUGGAAAUGAAAUCAAAUUAGUUGUACAUAGAGACAAUAAAAUUGCACUUACACAAGGCCUUAGUAACGAAUCAUCGAGAUGUUCAUCGACUAUACCACCAGUGAGUCCUGUCAACUGUUUGAAUCCUGAUCAACCUCACAGAGCACCGUCACCUUUCUUACCAGGACCAGGUCACUAUGAAACAGCUAUGGCGGCUCCAGUCGACACGCUACCGCACACAGUAUUCCCGAAACUUAAUGAAUCUGGAGGGUAUGUUCCUCCAGCAAGACCAGAUUCGUCUGCAUCAUCCAGAUUCAGUCCAAUGCCAACAAGAGAUCAUCAACAAGAAGUUCAGGAAGAAACUGCUGCUAUUGUAAAACAGCCAUACCGCACAACCCCUCUAAUCCUUCCAGGGGCCAAAGUCAAAAAAGAUGUUAUGCCAACGGAAUCAUAUUUGAGACAUCACCCAAAUCCAGCUGUACGGGCAGCACCAUCACACGACUACCAUGAUGUGCUGAUGAAACAAAAGGUUGCCGACUCAGUAUUGCAUCGAGUUGUUGGAGAAGAUGCUGCAAGCGGAAAGGUUGCUCACAGACAGUUCAACUCACCAAUAGGACUUUAUUCAGACAGCAACAUCGAAAACACAAUCAGGCAAACAGUUCCAUUGCAAGGUAGCCCUUGUCCUAGUCCUAUAACGCGAACAUUGCCAUCCAAAAUUGAAGGCUAUAAACGUACUGUCGUCUACGAUCCCUCCAAGAGUGAGACUUACAGGGCUGUCCAAGAAGAAGGUUACGGCGAUCGUGUAACAGAAAUCCCGGUUCCCGUUCAAACUAAAGUUUUCCAUCCAAAUCGUAUGGUCCCUGGCAAGAAACCCGUUUCUCCUCGCCCAAUUCCACACCCAAAUAGCGGAAUUUAUUCACAUGCAUUUGGACGUGGUGCACGAUACUAAGCCAUUCACACGACAACAUUAAACGCAAAUAUAAGUAAACACUAUGGGACAUAAUGCUACCGAUAUCCCCCAAAGCGGCUCAUUUAAACGUUUAAUGUACAGUGUUUUAGGCGAAACUGAUUAUUAAACAACCAAUACCAUGAAUUCACUGAAAAUUAAUAAAAGAGCAAUUACUCAUAUUUAAAUAGAAUGGAAUUUUCAAAAAUGUUACACAAAUAGAAAAAAAACAUCUGAUACAUCAAACGAGCACGUGUUCUUCAUGAAUUAUAAAAAUAUCUAACAAUUGAAGAAUGAAAGGCAUUAAAAAACAUUUUUUCUUGUUUUCUUUCAUUAUUUAUAUUAUUCAAUGAUAAUAAUAUAUUUACUUGAAAUCAAAGUUUCUUUUUCUUCUUGCGUAUAUCAAAAUUAAUGAUUAUGUAUUGUAAAAGAACAAAACAAGGAAAGAACUUGCAAGUGCAGGCUAAAAUUUAAUUUUUAGGACAACUUAAAUCUUCCGAAAUGUAAUCAAUAAAAAAUCAAAUUCGAAAUGUAAUAAAUUAUUUUAAUAUUUAGUUGAUGUUAUAUUUUUAUUUGCAAAUUUUUCGAAUUGAGUGAAAAAUCUAGUCAGAAAAUCUAAGGUUAAAUAACUUUAAUCUAAUUCUAAAAUAUAACUAUUGUUGAUUAUUGAAAAUCAAAAUGAUAAACUAAAGCAGGAAUGUUUGACAUUUCCAACCAAUUUUUACUUUAAUUUCAAUUCAGAAGGGAUAAACAAAAUAUAUGAGAAAAGUGCUUCUAAAACUACAUACAUAUGCGUUUCAGAAUUUGAAUAGGUUUAUUAUAGUUAUUAUUAUCUAACAAGAGAUCACUUGAAAACGAUGAAAAAUGAAUGACGCUUCUUACUUGCAUCCUAGGUUAAUAAUAACUAUCUAUAAAUGUACGGUUCAUUGAGAGAAUAAUAUUAUUUAUUUUAAUCCUAUUUAAAUGCAUAUUACUUAUGGAAUUACAUAUAUUUUUGCUGCGAUUUAUUUAAAUAUAUUAUUUGAAAUAA
Molecule: messenger RNA, 2477 nt
Organism: Hermetia illucens (black soldier fly)
Lineage: Eukaryota; Metazoa; Arthropoda; Insecta; Diptera; Stratiomyidae
Gene: Zasp66
Product: LIM domain-binding protein 3
Exons: 12
Coding region: 287-1450 (387 amino acids)
Biological process (GO): muscle structure development; actin cytoskeleton organization
Cellular component (GO): Z disc; adherens junction; filamentous actin
Molecular function (GO): actin binding; muscle alpha-actinin binding
Source: RefSeq, a predicted model, not a curated record